AUAGCGGUGGUGUAUGGUGGCUGGGUCUGACAUGAUGCCCGGCCAGAUCCCUGACCCCUCCCUGACGGCCGGCUCCUUGCCCAGCCUGGGCCUGCUGGCCGGCAUAUCUGCCACCACGCUCACCGACCAGCUCAAACUGGCACAGGACUUCAGGAACCUGGGCGCCAUGUUGUCACCGCUGCAUUUCCUGGGACGGCUGGGCAAGAGGCCGCUCUCUGCUAUCAAGGGAGAGGUGAGGAGGAGGAGGUUGUGGAGGAAGAGAAGAAUGGUGGAUGUUGAUAUUUUUGAGGGAUGCCAUGUUCUGUUUUUUAUGAUCGACUGAGGUUUAGAUGUCAGCCUGUCUAACUUUUAGCUCCACCAAGUGGGCAAUUUCAGAAGCAGUUUAGAUGUUACACAACUUAAAGGUCCAGUGCAGCCAUUUUGAUCUCGAUAUCAAAUCAUUUCUGGGGAACAAUUAAGUACCUUACUGUGUUUUAAAUAAAAAAAAUAAAAAAAAUAAAAAAAUUGCUUCUUAGCAAAGAGACAUUUCUCAAGCAAGAAUUGGCUAGGACUGUCUGGGAGUGGUCUGAGUGGGGAGGGGACAACUGAAAACUAGCUGUUAUUGGCUGAGAGGUUUGGAACUCUCUUUCUUAUUGGUCUGUUAACUAAUUCACGGCCUGGUAAAAACUCCAUCCCACCAAAACAGGCUGAAAUUUCAGGUGGUCUUUUCAAACAGCUCUUACACUAAAAGGGCAUUUUACACAAUUUCACAGUAUUAUUCCAACCUCAUAGUGUGGAAAUAUAUAUAAAACACAGGAAAAUCGUGUUUUUGACUGCACUGGGCCUUUAAUAAUUUCAAUCUAGGGUUCUCUUAAUCUAUUCACUUUUGCCUCCAAGAUGGCAAGCACAGGUAUCAAACUGAGACAUAGUUACUUGAAAUUCACAAUAAAACAAAAAUAGGAGUGAAACACCAUUGCCCCAGGAGUAUAAAAUGCAGGAAAGAUAGAACCCAAGGUUGGAAUAACUAUAUUUAAUAAUAUGUAGGCCUUGAAAAAGUUCACCAUUAGCUGAUCACAGCACUUCUUCUCCCUGCAGAUGGACGAGGACGAUGACAGGAGGAAACGGAGGAGGGAUAAAAACAAAGUGGCAGCAGCACGAUGUCGGAACAAGAAGAAGGAGAGAACAGACUUCCUCCAAAGGGUCAGUCUCCUUUCUUUUUCAAAAUGGCGGCAGAGUUCUUUAUGUACACUACCGGUAAAACGUUUUAGAACACCUACUCUUUCAAGGGUUUGCUUUAUUUUUUAAACUAUUUUCUACAUUGUAAAAUAAUAGUGAAUACAUCAAAACUAUGAAAUAACACAUAUUGAAUCAUGUAGUAACCAAAAAAGUGUUAAACAAAUCAAAUUAUAUUUUACAUUUGAGAUUCUUCAAAUAGCCACCCUUUGCCUUGAUGACAGCUUUGCACACACUUGGCAUUCUCUCAACCAGCUUCAUGAGGUAGUCACUUGGAAUGCAUUUCAAUUAACAGGUGUGCCUUCUUAAAAGUUUAUUUGUGGAAUUUCUUUCCUUCUUAAUGCGUUUGAGCCAAUCAGUUGUGUUGUGACAAGGUAGGGGGGUAUACAGACGAUAGCCCUAUUUGGUAAAAGACCAAGUCCAUAUUAUGGCAAGAACAGCUCAAAUAAGCAAAGAGAAACGACAGUCCAUCAUUACUUUAAGACAUGAAGGUCAGUCAAUACAGAACAUUUCAAGAACUUUGAAAGUUUCUUCAAGUGCAGUCGCAAAAACCAUGAAGUGCUAUGAUGAAACUGGCUCUCAUGAGGACCGCCACAGGAAAGGAAGACCCAGAGUUACCUCUGCUGCAGAGGAUAAGUUCAUUAGAGUUACCAGCCUCAGAAAUUGCAGCCCAAAUAAAUGCUUCACAGAGUUCAAGUCACAGACACAUCUCAACAUCAACUGUUCAGUGGAGACUGUGUGAAUCAGGCCUUCAUUGUCGAAUUGCUGCAAAGAAACCACUACUAAAGGACACCAAUAAUAAGAAGAGACCUGCUUGGGCCAAGAAACACGAGAAAUGGACAUUAGACUGGUGGAAAUGUGUCCUUUGGUCUGGAGUCCAAAUUGGAGAUUUUUGGUUCCAACCGCCGUUUCUUUGUGAGACGCGGUGUGGGUGAACGGAUGAUCUCCGCAUGUGUAUUUCCCACCGUAAAACAUGGAGGAGGAGGUGUUAUGGUGUGGGGGUGCUUUGCUGGUGACACUGUCUGUGAUUUAUUUAGAAUUCAAGGCACACUUAACCAGCAUGGCUACCACAGCAUUCUGCAGCGAUACGCCAUCCCUUCUGGUUUGGGCUUAGUUGGACUCUCAUUUGUUUUUCAACAGGACAAUGACCCAAACACACCUCCAGGCUGUGUAAGGGCUAUUUUACCAAGACGGAGAGUGAUGGAGUGCUGCAUCAGAUGACCUGGCCUCCACAAUCCCCCGUCCUCAACCAAAUUGAGAUGGUUUGGGAUGAGUUGGACCGCAGAGUGAAGGAAAAGAAGCCAACAAGUGCUCAUCAUAUGUGGGAACUCCUUCAAGACGGUUGGAAAAGCAUUUCCUGGUGAAACUGGUUGAGAGAAUGCCAAGAGUGUGCAAAGCUGUCAUCAAGGCAAAGGGUGACUAUUUGAAGAAUCUCAAAUAUAAAAUGUAUUUUGAUUUGUUUAACACUUUUUUUUGGUUACUACAUGAUUCCAUAUGUGUUAUUUCAUAGUUCUGAUGUCUUCACUAUUAUUCUACAAUGUAGAACAUAGUAACAAAAGAAAGGAAAAACGUUGAAUGAGUCGGUGUUCUAAAACUUUUGACCGGUAGUGUAGACUCUGGUGUUCUUUAUAUACUCAAUAAAAAAUAUAAACACAACAUGCAACAACUUCAACGAUUUUGAGUUACAGUUCAUAUAAGGAAAUCAGUCAAUCGAAAUAAAUUCAUUAGGCCCUAAUCUAUGGAUUUCACAUGACUGGGCAGGGGCUCAGCCAUGCGUGGGCAUGGGAGGGCAUAGGCCCACCCACUGGGGAGCCAGGCCCAGCCAAUCAGAAUUAGUUUUCCCCCACAAAAGGGCUUUAUUACAGACAUAAAUACUCCGCAGUUUCAUCAGCUCUCCGGGUGGCUGGUCUCAGAUGAUCCCGCAGGUGAAGAAGCCGGAUGUGGAGGUCCUGGGCUGGCGUGGUUACACGUGGUCUGAGGUUGUGAGGCCGGUUAGACAUACUGCCAAAUGUUCUAAAACGAGAAAUGGUAGAGAAUUGAACAUUACAUUCUCUGGCAACAGCUCUGGUGGACAUUCCAGCAGUCAGCAUGCCAAUUGCACACUCCCUCAAAACUUGAGACAUCUGUGGUAUUGUGUUGAGUGACAAAACUGCACAUUUUAGAGUGGCCUUUUAUUGACCCCAGCACAAGGUGCACCUGUGUAAUGAUCAUGCUGUUUAAUCAGCUUCUUGAUAUGCCACACCUGUCAGGUGGAUGGAUGAUCUUGGCAAAGGAGAAAUGCUCACUAACAGGGAUGGAAACAAAUUUGUGCCCACAAUUUGAGAGAAAUAAGGUUUUUAUGAUAUCUUGAUAUUUUAUUUCAGUUUAGGAAACAUGGGACCAACACUUUACAUGUUGCGUUUAUAUUUUUGUUAAGUAUAUACACUCUGGUGUUCUUUAUAUAUACUCUGGUGUUCAGUAUAUAUAUAUUAUGGUGUUCAGUAUAUAUACUCUGGUGUUCAGUAUAUAUACUCUGGUGUUCUUUAUAUAUACUAUGGUGUUCUUUAUAUAUACUCUGGUGUUCAGUAUAUAUACUAUGGUGUUCUUUAUAUAUACUCUGGUGUUCUUUAUAUAUACUCUGGUGUUCAGUAUAUAUACUCUGGUGUUCUUUAUAUAUAAUCUGAUGUUCUUUAUAUAUACUCUGGUGUUCUUUAUAUAUACUCGGGUGUUCUUUAUAUAUACUCUGAUGUUCUUUAUAUAUACUCUGGUGUUCUUUAUAUAUACUCUGGUGUUCUUUAUAUAUACUCUGAUGUUCUUUAUAUAUACUCUGGUGUUCAGUAUAUAUACUCUGGUGUUCUUUAUAUAUACUAUGGUGUUCUUUAUAUAUACUCUGAUGUUCUUUAUAUAUACUCUGGUGUUCAGUAUAUAUACUCUGGUGUUCAGUAUAUAUACUCUGGUGCUCAGUAUAUAUACUCUGGUGUUCUUUAUAUAUACUCUGGCGUUCUUUAUAUAUACUCUGGUGUUCUUUAUAUAUACUCUGGUGUUCAGUAUAUAUACUCUGGUGUUCUUUAUAUAUACACUCUGGUGUUCUUUAUAUAUACUCUGGCGUUCUUUAUAUAUACUCUGGUGUUCUUUAUAUAUACUCUGGUGUUCAGUAUAUAUACUCUGGUGUUCUUUAUAUAUACACUCUGGUGUUUUUUAUAUAUACUCUGAUGUUCUUUAUAUAUACUCUGGUGUUCUUUAUAUAUACUCUGGUGUUCUUUAUAUAUACUCUGGUGUUCAGUAUAUAUACUCUGGUGUUCUUUAUAUAUACACUGGUGUUCUUUAUAUAUACUCUGGUGUUCUUUAUAUAUACUCUGGUGUUCUUUAUAUAUACUCUGGUGUUUUUUAUAUAUACUCUGGUGUUCUUUAUAUAUACUCUGGUGUUCUAUAUAUAUACUCUGAUGUUCUUUAUAUAUACUCUGGUGUUCUUUAUAUAUACUCUGGUGUUCUAUAUAUAUACUCUGAUGUUCUUUAUAUAUACUCUGGUGUUCUUUAUAUAACUCUGAUGUUCUUUAUAUAUACUCUGGUGUUCAGUAUAUAUACUCUGGUGUUCUUUAUAUAUACACUCUGGUGUUUUUUAUAUAUACUCUGGUGUUCUUUAUAUAUACUCUGAUGUUCUUUAUAUAUACUCUGGUGUUCUUUAUAUAUACUCUGAUGUUCUUUAUAUAUACUUUGGUGUUCAGUAUAUAUACUCUGGUGUUCUUUAUAUAUACUCUGGUGUUCUUUAUAUAUACUCUGGUGUUUUUUAUAUAUACUCUGGUGUUCUUUAUAUAUACUCUGAUGUUCUUUAUAUAUACUCUGGUGUUCUUUAUAUAUACUCUGGUGUUCUUUAUAUAUACUCUGAUGUUCAGUAUAUAUACUCUGGUGUUCUUUAUAUAUACACUGGUGUUCAGUAUAUAUACUCUGGUGUUCUUUAUAUAUACUCUGGUGUUUUUUAUAUAUACUCUGGUGUUCUUUAUAUAUACUCUGGUGUUCUAUAUAUAUACUCUGAUGUUCUUUAUAUAUACUCUGGUGUUCUUUAUAUAUACUCUGGUGUUCUAUAUAUAUACUCUGGUGUUCUUUAUAUAACUCUGAUGUUCUUUAUAUAUACUCUGGUGUUCAGUAUAUAUACUCUGGUGUUCUUUAUAUAUACUCUGAUGUUCUUUAUAUAUACUCUGGUGUUCUUUAUAUAUACUCUGAUGUUCUUUAUAUAUACUCUGGUGUUCAGUAUAUAUACUCUGGUGUUCUUUAUAUAUACUCUGAUGUUCUUUAUAUAUACUCUGGUGUUCUUUAUAUAUACUCUGGUGUUCUUUAUAUAUACUCUGAUGUUCUUUAUAUAUACUCUGGUGUUCUUUAUAUAUACUCUGAUGUUCUUUAUAUAUACUCUGGUGUUCAGUAUAUAUACUCUGGUGUUCUUUAUAUAUACUCUGAUGUUCUUUAUAUAUACUCUGAUGUUCUUUAUAUAUACUCUGGUGUUCAGUAUAUAUACUCUGGUGUUCUUUAUAUAUACUCUGAUGUUCUUUAUAUAUACUCUGGUGUUCAGUAUAUAUACUCUGAUGUUCUUUAUAUAUACUCUGAUGUUCUUUAUAUAUACUCUGGUGUUCAGUAUAUAUACUCUGGUGUUUUUUAUAUAUACUCUGAUGUUCUUUAUAUAUACUCUGGUGUUCUUUAUAUAUACUCUGAUGUUCUUUAUAUAUACUCUGGUGUUCAGUAUAUAUACUCUGGUGUUCUUUAUAUAUACUCUGAUGUUCUUUAUAUAUACUCUGAUGUUCUUUAUAUAUACUCUGGUGUUCUUUAUAUAUACUCUGGUGUUCUUUAUAUAUACUCUGAUGUUCAGUAUAUAUACUCUGGUGUUCUUUAUAUAUACACUGGUGUUCAGUAUAUAUACUCUGGUGUUCUUUAUAUAUACUCUGGUGUUUUUUAUAUAUACUCUGGUGUUCUUUAUAUAUACUAUGGUGUUCUUUAUAUAUACUCUGGUGUUCUUUAUAUAUACUCUGAUGUUCUUUAUAUAUACUCUGGUGUUCUUUAUAUAUACUCUGGUGUUCAGUAUAUAUACUCUGGUGUUCUUUAUAUAUACUCUGGUGUUCUUUAUAUAUACUCUGGUGUUCUUUAUAUAUACUCUGGUGUUCUUUAUAUAUACUAUGGUGUUCUUUAUAUAUACUCUGGUGUUUUUUAUAUAUACUCUGGUGUUCUUUAUAUAUACUCUGAUGUUCUUUAUAUAUACUCUGGUGUUCUUUAUAUAUACUAUGGUGUUCUUUAUAUAUACUCUGGUGUUCUUUAUAUAUACUCUGGUGUUCUUUAUAUAUACUCUGGUGUUCUUUAUAUAUACUCUGAUGUUCUUUAUAUAUACUCUGGUGUUCAGUAUAUAUACUCUGGUGUUCUAUAUAUAUACACUCUGGUGUAGAAGAUAAAAUAGAUUAUAUGAUUACUUAUAAAUGAUUUGUGAAGAAUCUAUGUAGUGUUUAUAAAGACGUUAUGAAUGCUCUGUCAAGUAUUUAUGUUAUAGUCAGGGUUGGGUAGGUUCCUUUCUAAAUGUAAUCCAUUACAGUUACUAGUUACCUGUCCAAAAUUGUAAUCAGUAACACAACUUUCGGAUUGACCAACAUAAUCCGAUUCCUUUCAGUUACUUUUAAAUUACUUUUCCCUCAAGAAGCAUUAGAAGAAGACGAAAAUGAAUAUUACCAAUUUACAUUUAUUAUUGCAGGAUAAAUCAAUGUUAGCGUGUACAUAGCUGGCCAUAAAUGGAUGUUGCAUUUUACUUUAUGGGUUAUGUAGGCUUCUUCUAACCCAUUGCUUUCUACUACAGAUAAUAGUAUGAUUAGGCUAUAUCUUUACAUUAAAAACCAAAGUCUGUCAGAUUUCCAGUCAUUCCAAUUAAUGUAAUACUCCUUGAUCUUCAAGAAUAGGACUUGGAAAAAUAGAUGAGCCAAAUUGUUUGACCUGAGCAUAACCCCAAAAACUAAGGACUAAUUAGCCUACUCUGUUGUUUAUGAUUUUGUUGUCAUGGAGGACUGAUUGGGCUCAUUUCUUCCAGUUGAAAAAUAAAAUGCUGCUCUCAUUGAAUGUUAUGCUUUGAGCACUACCGAAAAGUGCUAUUUGCAUGCUGCAUUUACUAUAGGCCUAUUGUUUACAUUUUAGUUGGUGACACUUUAAUAUCUUGAUAAUUUGCAGCUGUUUAAGUCUAUCAGAAGCAGCAGUGUGAUUCACAUCAAUGUAGAUAUCAAUAAUAAUAAUAUCUAAAUGAGAGAGUAGCGGUGUGAUUCACAUCAAUGUAGAUAUCAAUAAUAAUAUCUAAAUGAGAGAGUAGCAGUGUGAUUCACAUCAAUGUAGAUAUCAAUAAUAAUAUCUAAAUGAGAGAGUAGCAGUGUGAUUCACAUCAAUGUAGAUAUCAAUAAUAAUAUCUAAAUGAGAGAGUAGCAGUGUGAUUCACAUCAAUGUAGAUAUCAAUAAUAAUAUCUAAAUGAGAGAGCAGCGGUGUGAUUCACAUCAAUGUAGAUAUCAAUAAUAAUAUCUAAAUGAGAGAGCAGCAGUGUGAUUCACAUCAAUGUAGAUAUCAAUAAUAAUAUCUAAAUGAGAGAGAAGCGGUGUGAUUCACAUCAAUGUAGAUAUCAAUAAUAAUAAUAUCUAAAUGAGAGAGCAGCAGUGUGAUUCACAUCAAUACGCUACGUAGAUGAUCAACAAUAAGUGAUAUCCGUAUCUGAUUGGUGGUCACCAUUUGGUGUGUCAUCAUAGUGGUCUCUGAUUGGUGGUCAUCAUUUGGUGUGUCAUCAUAGUGGUUUCUGAUUGGUGGUCACCAUUUGGUGUGUCAUCAUAGUGGUCUCUGAUUGGUGGUCAUCAUUUGGUGUGUCAUCAUAGUGGUCUCUGAUUGGUGGUCAUCAUUUGGUGUGUCAUCAUAGUGGUUUCUGAUUGGUGGUCAUCAUUUGGUGUGUCAUCAUAGUGGUCUCUGAUUGGUGGUCAUCAUUUGGUGUGUCAUCAUAGUGGUCUCUGAUUGGUGGUCACCAUUUGGUGUGUCAUCAUAGUGGUCUCUGAUUGGUGGUCAUCAUUUGGUGUGUCAUCAUAGUGGUUUCUGAUUGGUGGUCACCAUUUGGUGUGUCAUCAUAGUGGUCUCUGAUUGGUGGUCAUCAUUUGGUGUGUCAUCAUAGUGGUCUCUGAUUGGUGGUCAUCAUUUGGUGUGUCAUCAUAGUGGUUUCUGAUUGGUGGUCAUCAUUUGGUGUGUCAUCAUAGUGGUCUCUGAUUGGUGGUCAUCAUUUGGUGUGUCAUCAUAGUGGUUUCUGAUUGGUGGUCAUCAUUUGGUGUGUCAUCAUAGUGGUCUCUGAUUGGUGGUCAUCAUUUGGAGUGUCAUAGUGGUCUCUGAUUGGUGGUCACCAUUUGGUGUGUCAUCAUAGUGGUCUCUGAUUGGUGGUCAUCAUUUGGUGUGUCAUCAUAGUGGUCUCUGAUUGGUGGUCAUCAUUUGGUGUGUCAUCAUAGUGGUCUCUGAUUGGUGGUCAUCAUUUGGUGUGUCAUUAUAGUGGUCUCUGAUUGGUGGUCAUCAUUUGGUGUGUCAUCAUAGUGGUCUCUGAUUGGUGGUCAUCAUUUGGUGUGUCAUUAUAGUGGUCUCCGACUUGUGGUCAGACUUUUUUUCAACUUGCUCCUUUUUUCAACACUGAUUUGAAUGUCAUUGAGAAAACAGAAAGGUGUCAAAUAUUUUUUCCCGCAAACAUCCUUUCUGAAUUUAAAAGUAAUCGUAGAAGUAAUCAUCUAGUUUUUCAAAAGUAUCUGUAAUCAGAUUUUUUUUUAUGCUGGUAAAGUAAAAGAUUUUACAUCUGUUACAUGGAAUCCAUUACACCCCAGUCCUGCUUCUAGUUUGUUUAAAGUGGGUCGUAAUUGUAAAAGAGAAAGUUCUCGAUGACUUCCUGGUUAAAUAAAGGCUAACUCGAUGACCUAACAGUAUAUCCCCUCCCCUCUCUGUCCUCCCUGUAGGAGUCGGAGCGUCUGGAGGUGGUGAACUCUGACCUGAAGGCCCAGAUCGAGGAGCUGAGGAUGGAGAGACAGCAGCUGAUGGUGAUGCUCAACCUCCACCGCCCCACCUGCAUCGUCCGCACCGACAGCGUCAACACCCCCGAGAGCGAGGCCAACCCCCUGCUCCAACACCUGGCCGCCGAAAAGCUGGAGGCCUCCAAGUGAAACCACAGAGGUAAAGUGAAACCGAAGGGCGGGAAGGAAGGAAUCAGCCGGAAAAAACAACUGUCAUCAUGAUCACGAAAGAUUUUUUUUAAAAUCACCUGAUGCUUUUGUUGUUGAAGCACUUAUGUACUGUCUUGAGCUCCAUGCUAGAGACUUUUGGAGACUCUUGUCUGUCUUUGCCCAAAGACCCGGGGUUGUUAGGGUUCCGUUGCCUUGGUAACACCUUGGUAACAUUACCUGAGCGGGUUCUGAGGGAAGAGGGAGGAGCCUAAUGCCCAACCCAGUUAUCUCAGCAUCAAUAAUAAGUGUUGUUUGUUUUUGAAACCCAGUCAGUGCCUCACAGUUUACUUACUGCGACCAACCAUCAUUACAAUAAAGGGACAGAUGGAAGACGUUAGUGGAAACUUUUAACGUUGAAGAGGAAACACUAAGGUUAAUCACUAUGGUGCUCUGUUACCGCCAUUUACUGGCACUGAGACAAAACAAAGGGGUUGUUGUUGUUGUUGUGAUAUUCUAAACAUGUAUAACGGUAGAGGCCCACAGGUGUAGCCAGCCAGAGUACUGUGUACCAUGUUGAAAUAUACAGGUGAAGUAGUAUUCUAGGAUCUGUCCAUUACAUGCAUUCAAUGUAUAUACCAAGUCGUUUUUGUUUUUUUGUAUUUUAUAUUAUAAUGCUAAUUGUUUUUAUAUUCUCUGCCUUGACGAUGGAAGUAUCCGGUUGAUCCGACUUGAGGUGACGCUGGCGUCAUAAAUAAAAGCACAUAAAAACUAUAUGAAAUAAUGUUUACACUCCUGUUGUUAUAAAAAGGCAAUGUUAAUUCAAAUGUCUGUCUUUCAAUGUACUUAUUUUAUACCCCUUUAUAUAUAUAUAUACAUAUAUAUUGUGUAUGAAAUGCCCUGUAUUGUUGUAAUCACUUGAUGUGAUUUUGCAUUUUACAUCAGUGUCUGUCCAGUUGUAUUUUUCAAUAUUAAAGGCCCUGUGCAGUCA
Messenger RNA from Coregonus sp. 'balchen', 10363 nucleotides. The record is from the annotation of a GenBank genome assembly. NCBI's taxonomy places the organism in Eukaryota, Metazoa, Chordata, Actinopteri, Salmoniformes, Salmonidae.